Molecule: messenger RNA, 1535 nt
Organism: Triplophysa dalaica
Lineage: Eukaryota; Metazoa; Chordata; Actinopteri; Cypriniformes; Nemacheilidae
Exons: 2
Coding region: 602-1270 (222 amino acids)
Biological process (GO): T cell activation; positive regulation of ERK1 and ERK2 cascade; interleukin-15-mediated signaling pathway
Cellular component (GO): membrane raft; external side of plasma membrane
Molecular function (GO): MHC class II protein binding; protein tyrosine kinase binding
Source: RefSeq, a predicted model, not a curated record
UCCUUCUCUCUUCACUAUUCACAGGUAAACUAUUCAACACAUUUAUUUCAUCAGAUUUCAUUUCAUUACUCUCACUGACAUUCUGACAAACAUGUUCAGUUUCAUCUCAUGUCACAUUUAUCAUAGAGUUCAUGUGUCUUAUUCUCACGUUCAAAAGUCUGAUGUCAAGAGUCAAUAGUCUCUUUCACACAUACAGCCUUUACUGGUUAAUUGCAAGAAAAUUGCAGUUAACAGAUCAUGUGUGAACAGGACCUUUAGGGUAAAUCGUACUUCCAUUUUUCAGAUAUAAAAUCAUACCGUCACCAUAUUUUCAAACAUAGCUACGGUUGAACGUCCGCCUGAUGACAUCAUAUUACUGGCUGUGUGAACGCUGUCUUACUCUUAAUUUAACAGAAUGCCAUUGUUUGUGUGAACAGGACAUUACCUGAAUGACGUUACCAGAAACGUACCAUCAUUUCUGAGUGAAAAGGGAUAAAGGAACUAGAUCACAUGUUUUACUGUCAAAUCUUCUGAUUUAUGUGAUAUUAAAAUAAGAAAACUCUAUCUGUCAUUGAGAGAUAAAUAUUGAACUGUUUGAAUAUAUUGUGAAGUAUUAAUAUGAAUGAUGUCAUCUGCUGUUUCAGGUGUGAGUGAAGCAGAAGUGAAUGAUGUGUUCAUCAGUUCUGGUGAAAGUGUGUCUCUGUCCUGUAAUGAUGCUCUUCAUCAAUGCUCCUCAACUACAUGGAUCUAUAAUAAUUAUACAACAUCAUCUACAGUAGAAGUGUUUACUGGAGGAAUAAAUCGGAAUAACACUGAAAGAUCUGAGAGACUGAGUCUGACAUCUAACUGCUCUCUCAACAUCUAUAAAACAACACAACAUGAUGCUGGAAGUUACAUCUGCAUACAAUAUGUGAAUGGACGUCUACAUGGACCUUAUUCACAUGUUUUUCUACAUGUUCUUCAUGUGUCUUCAUCAUCAUCAUCAUCAUCACAGACUGAGAUAAGAGCAAACACAUCUGUCACUCUCUCCUGUCAGCUGUUUUCAUAUGACUGUGAUCAUGUGUUCAGUUAUUAUGAAUACCAGCUGGUGUGGAUGAAUCAGACUGAUGUUGAUCUACAGACAGACUCCAGAUAUCAGAUUAGAUCAGAUGAACUCUGUCUCAUCUCUCUGACUACAACACUCGUGAAUGAAGACGACAACACAGAGUUGAGAUGUGUGCUCAAACACAAGAAUGACAUCAAGACCUCAGUCACAUAUACUGUCAGAUUUACAGGUAAGACAUCACUCUGACAGGAGUGUCCUGAACUCAAAGUGACUUCAGUCAUUAAACUCUGUACUGAUGAUGAAGAAAUGACAUAAACAUGAAAUAUGAUUGUGAUGUUCUACAGUAUGAUGUCUCUGAACAUUCAUCAUCUUCUACAGAUUCAAACAAGAUUCUAGUGACCACCACAAACCCUGAGAGAUUCUCAACUCAUAACACACCAGAAACUACACAACAACAAGGUAUAUCAUCGGCGUUUGUGUGUGUGUGUGUGUUUGUGUGUGUGUGUUUGUG